UCUUCUUCAGAGGGUCACGUUUUGAAGUCCUACAUGAAUGACGUCAAAGGACAGGUCUCGUUUCCAAUUAUCAUGUCAACUGAAUACACUCUCAUCAAAUAGUCAGAAUGAUAAUCAUACCAUUCAUCGGAGUUUUCUUCAGUUUACAAGCGGUCAGUGCUCUAGACUUUCCGAUGACUUGGCAGGAGUUGUCGUCCCUGUGCUAUCAGGUACUGUUGUUGGACUGCAAUAAAGGGUACAUCGCUGAUGGCGACGAGAGAUUGUGCAGUACCGACGGAGUCACUUACCAAAAUUUUUGUUUAUAUGCCCAGGGCCGAUGUCGAAAGCCGGAUAUCACACUAGCCUAUUUUGGAGAGUGUUUGAAUUCAACCAAUUCGGAUAUUAGUGGUGGUCCCAUGUCGUCUACCCCACCACCGCAUACCACAACGCAGGACAUCAUAGUCCAGGUAUUUUGCGCCCAAGCCACACUAGAUUCGUGCCCACUUGAAUUGGAUCCGGUAUGUGGCACCGAUGGAAAUUUCUACCGAAACGAGUGUUUUUUCGCCAUUGCAAAAUGCACGCAGAAUUCAUUACAAACACAAGUGCUGGAAAACUGUAGUACCGACCAACUCUCUGUCGACAAGUCGUCACCGAGUCCUAGUAUCUCCAGUAUCAUCGGUAGGAAGAAAUAACCGCUUUUACAUUCUGUAGUGUUGAAAUAGACAGACUGGAAGAAAGUUGGUGGAUGUAAAAUUAAAAUCAAUGGAACUAACAUGAAAGUUUGUCGUUGACUGUGAUGAACCGAGACUCUCACAAACUCUUGCGUCAAGGUUCACGAUUUCAACUUGAAUGUUGAAAUUCAACUUUUACAAAGUAUUUAUUUAUUCAUUUUCUCAACAAGUCAUUGAGCUGUUGUGUAUCCGUUUCAUGAAUAUGUGUAUUAACCCGCAAUUAAAUGUGUACAGAU
This is a messenger RNA of Ostrea edulis (European flat oyster), 946 nucleotides long. Its product is annotated as ovomucoid-like. NCBI's taxonomy places the organism in Eukaryota, Metazoa, Mollusca, Bivalvia, Ostreida, Ostreidae. Gene Ontology annotation, molecular function: protein binding. The record is from RefSeq and is a predicted model, not a curated record. The transcript has 4 exons. Bases 108 to 671 code for a protein of 187 amino acids.